AUGGUUAGGCCUGGAGGAUUGAGCGUUGAUUCGUCAGCGAAUCACCUGCGUGCACCGUCUCGGACGGUGACGUUGGGCCGUAUACAGCCUCAGGCUCCGAGUCUCCGUACCGUAUAUUGCAACGACCGGGAUUCUAAUUUCCUCGUCCGUUUCAAGGGCAAUUCAAUUUCUACAACAAAGUACAAUGUUUUCACCUUUCUGCCCAAAGGUCUGUUUGAACAAGCGCAUAGCAAAUAUCUACUUUCUUGGAAUUUCAUGUCUAUCAAUGACACCGAUAAGAAACGUUUUCAAAAUGAUAUGUCCAUAAAUAAUAGUACAGUGGAGGUCUUGCAAGAUCAACAAUGGGUACCUAUUCCCUGGCGGAAGUUGCAAGUCGGAGAUAUUAUCAAGAUUAAAAAAGAUGGAUUUUURCCAGCUGAUCUUCUUUUCCUGUCCAGCACCAAUGCUGAUGGUAUUUGCUAUGUAGAGACUGCAAACCUAGAUGGAGAAACAAAUUUAAAAAUCAGAAAGGCCCUUGAAAGGACAUGGGAUUACUUGACACCAGAGAGAGCUUCUGAKUUUAAAGGUGAAAUUCAGUGCGAGCAACCUAAUAAUUCCCUGUACACUUUCGCUGGGAAUCUUAUAGCAGAAAAGCAGACUUUACCUCUCUCUCCAGACCAGCUUUUAUUGCGUGGAUGCAGUCUUAGGAACACGGAACACAUUGUUGGUGCUGUGAUAUUUACUGGUCAUGAGACGAAGGUGAUGAUGAAUGCCAUGAAUGCUCCUUCCAAAAGAAGUACGCUGGAAAAGAAACUCGACAAACUCAUUAUUACUAUCUUCUGUGCCCUUGUCAUAAUGUGCCUGAUUGGAGCUAUAGGCUGUGCAAUCGUGACAGAUCGUGACCACUAUUAUUUGGGUCUUCAAAAGAAAGAUUGGGAAUACCGUAAUGGAAUGACGAUAGCCUUUUUCACCUUUUUCACUCUAAUCACUCUUUUCUCUACAAUUAUACCAAUCUCCUUAUAUGUUUCUAUCGAGAUGAUCAAGUUUAUUCAGUCAACUCAGUUUAUUAACCGAGAUCUUCACAUGUAUCAUGAUGAGACAAAUACUCCUGCCUCCGCCAGAACUUCGAAUUUAAAUGAGGAGCUUGGACAGGUGGAAUACAUAUUUUCUGAUAAAACCGGAACUCUCACAAGAAAUUUGAUGGAGUUUUUUAAAUGUUCAAUUGGGGGAAUAAGUUACGGAUGUGGUAUUACUGAAAUAGAAAGAGGAAUUGCUCAGCGUGAUGGCUUAAAAAUUCAGGAGGAACGAAGGUCGACUGGUGCUAUAAGAGAAAAGGGAUUUAAUUUCGAUGAUCCAAGGCUUAUGCGAGGAGGUUGGAGAAACGAACCUAAUCCUGAUCUUUGCAAGGUUGCAGAACUUAUUGAGAAGGAUCUUAUCCUGAUUGGAUCAACUGCAAUAGAAGACAAGCUUCAGGAAGGGGUACCUACCUGCAUAGAGACCUUAUCAAGAGCUGGGAUUAAGAUCUGGGUGCUAACAGGGGACAAGAUGGAAACUGCAAUUAAUAUCGCAUAUGCUUGCAACUUGAUCAACAAUGAAAUGAAACAGUUUAUUAUCAGUUCUGAAACUGAUGCAAUCAGGGAAGCUGAAGAAAGGGGUGAUCAAGUUGAAAUUGCGCGUGUUAUUAAGGAAGAAGUAAAGAAGGAGCUGAAGAAGAGUCUUGAAGAAGCUCAACAAUACAUGCAUACUGUAGCUGGACCAAAAUUGGCUCUCGUUAUCGAUGGGAAGUGUUUGAUGUAUGCAUUAGACCCCAUUUUACGUAUAACUCUGCUCAGCUUGAGCUUGAACUGUACUUUGGUUGUGUGCUGUCGCGUUUCUCCUUUACAGAAAGCGCAGGUUACAAGCUUGGUGAGAAAAGGGGCUAAAAAAAUAACACUGAGCAUUGGUGAUGGUGCCAACGAUGUUAGCAUGAUUCAAGCCGCUCAUGUUGGUGUAGGAAUAAGUGGGAUGGAGGGAAUGCAAGCUGUGAUGGCUAGUGAUUUUGCCAUUGCUCAGUUUAGAUUUCUUACGGAUUUGCUUCUUGUCCAUGGACGCUGGUCAUAUCUUAGAAUCUGCAAGGUGGUCAUGUAUUUCUUCUACAAGAAUUUUACCUUCACUUUGACUCAGUUUUGGUUCACAUUUCGAACCGGAUUUUCGGGUCAAAGGUUCUAUGAUGAUUGGUUCCAGUCAUUAUACAACGUUUUCUUUACUGCUCUUCCUGUGAUUGUCCUUGGGCUGUUUGAGAAGGAUGUGAGUGCAUCCCUUUCAAAGAGAUACCCUGAACUGUAUAGAGAGGGAAUACGUAAUUCCUUUUUCAAAUGGAGAGUUGUGGCAGUAUGGGCUUCUUCUGCUGUGUAUCAAUCUUUGGUAUGCUAUCUCUUCGUAACCACCUCAGCUUUCGAGGGGAAAAAUUCAUCAGGCAAAACAUUCGGUCUUUGGGAUGUGAGCACAAUGGUCUUCACCUGUCUCAUAAUAGCUGUGAACCUGCGGAUUCUUUUGAUGAGCAACUCGAUUACUAGAUGGCAUUAUAUCACAGUUGGAGGAAGCAUUUUGGCAUGGCUCGUUUUUGCUUUUUUAUACUGCGGGAUUACGACACCACAUGAUAGAAAUGAGAAUGUCUACUUUGUCAUAUAUGUCCUAAUGAGUACAUUUUAUUUCUACAUCACAUUGCUGCUUGUUCCUAUUGUGGCUCUUCUGGCAGAUUUCAUCUACCAAGGGGUGGAGAGAUGGUUCUUCCCAUAUGAUUAUCAGAUAGUUCAAGAGAUUCACAGGCACGAGGUGGAUAGUAGCAAUGCAGAUCAUCUGGAGAUAGCAAACGAGCUCACACCAGAAGAGGCGAGAAGCUAUGCGAUAUCCCAAUUGCCUCGAGAAAUCUCAAAGCACACUGGUUUUGCCUUUGAUUCACCCGGUUAUGAGUCGUUCUUUGCUUCACAAUUGGGUAUAUAUGCGCCACAGAAGGCGUGGGACGUGGCUAGGAGAGCCAGCAUGAGAUCACGACCCAAAGCACCAAAGAAGAAUUGA
Molecule: messenger RNA, 3036 nt
Organism: Arabis nemorensis
Lineage: Eukaryota; Viridiplantae; Streptophyta; Magnoliopsida; Brassicales; Brassicaceae
Source: the annotation of a GenBank genome assembly